GGCUUGCUCCCUCUCUUCAGUUCUGUCGCGCUCCUCAGUGCCACUGCAGAUCUUCUUCGUCUCUCAAYCUCAAUCUCAGCUAGUCAAAUGGAUCUUGAUUGACUUGAAUUUGGGAGAUUAAGCUAUUCCCAAACUUAAAUUCUAGUAGCUGGUUUUGGUUUCUUUCAUCACCAACGCAACCCGACCAUUGUUACCUGAAGUAACUUCAGCAAAGGAUUCUCACAGAGUUGGAGUAAGAAGAGAUGGGAAAAGGCUUCCAUGAAGAGCACUGAAAACUCAAAGUGGACAAGCCAAGCAGUUCGAACGAAUGGGUAGGAAAGCUGGUACCUUAUAUAUUAACCCAAAGAAAUUUGGCACUCUCAGCAAACCUUGCAUGAAGGAAAUGAUAUCAUUCCUCAAUUGCAUAGCUCUUAAUCAGAACAAUGAUGAUAAGUGCACCAGAAAUAAGGAACUUCUUAAUACUUGCAUGGAUGCUCAGUCCAACAGAAAUAGGAAACCUUGGGGGAGCAUCAAUUACCAUUUGCAGAGACUUAGCAGGGGAAGAAAGUAGUUUAAGAUUCUAUUGACAGAGUGCUCAAUUAGCAUUAUUAGGAGGAUUCAGAUUAUAAUCUUCAGGGAUUCUUUAAAUUUUACUGACGAAGCUGACUACAGAAUUCUUUUUAGAAUCGAUACCCAGGUGCAAUUUCUCGACACAAGUGUUAUUGUACAUAGUCUAUUUACUAUGGCAUGUUUAGUUGGGAAACUUUGGUGAGUUUGUCGGGUUCUUUCUUAUGGUCAAAUAUUUAAGUGAUUAAGAAUAUCUUAUAGCAGGAAUGAAGGAGUUCUGCUUUUAGCUUUAUCUAGUGAUUAAGAAUCUCAACAAGGAUAAUGGAUAGUCUGCAAGCGAGAUUUCAUAUAUAAAUAGUCUACAAAUCUUUUGGUGUGAA
Molecule: messenger RNA, 926 nt
Organism: Momordica charantia (bitter melon)
Lineage: Eukaryota; Viridiplantae; Streptophyta; Magnoliopsida; Cucurbitales; Cucurbitaceae
Biological process (GO): mitochondrial translation
Molecular function (GO): structural constituent of ribosome
Source: RefSeq, a predicted model, not a curated record